Chenopodium quinoa (quinoa) is the source of this 1164-nucleotide messenger RNA. RefSeq lists its product as uncharacterized. The coding region runs from base 1 to 1164 and encodes 387 amino acids. The record is from RefSeq and is a predicted model, not a curated record. NCBI's taxonomy places the organism in Eukaryota, Viridiplantae, Streptophyta, Magnoliopsida, Caryophyllales, Amaranthaceae. The transcript has a single exon.
AUGAGUGAGAAGUCUAUUGAACAAGCCAAUGCUUUCUACUCUUCGAACCCCAAACAACCUUUUGAUCCCUACUCCAAUUCUUACAAAGAAGGUUGGAAACAACAUCCCAACUUCUCUUAUAAGAACACCAAAGCACAACAUAAUCCACCAUCACAACCAUCCCUACCCAACAACUACAACUCACCACCCGGUUUCCAACAAAGACCACCUAUGAACCAACAACCAACGCAACUACUUCCCCAAAAAUCUAGCCUUGAGUUAAUGAUGGAGAGCUUUAUUACCGCAACCAAUAGUGCCAUCCAACAACAAAGUAGCUCUAUCCAACAACAAGGUAACUCCAUCCAACAGUUGCAAGCCCAGAGUAAGCUCAUGGAAACCCAAAUAAGUCAACUUUCACAACAGGUGAGUCGCCUAUCAACUCUUCAUGAUCAAGAAAAGGUCCAGAAAGAACAAUGCAAUGCAGUUUUCUUGAGAAGAGAUGAACCAUCUCCGAGGCAAAUAGGUGAGAAGGUGUGCAGUGUGGAGUCUAGGAAGGAUGAAAAGGGCAAAGAUGUCCAAGGCCCCAGAUAUGUUGCUCCACCGGCUUAUGAGGAACCAAUGCCUUUCCCGCAAAGGUUGUCAAAAGCCGUACUCGAUAGACAUUUUGGGAAAUAUCGCGAAGCCCUUGAGAAGGUACACGCUUCUACUCCCUUUUCCGAUCUUUUAAUUCAAAUGCCUCAAUUUGCAAAUUUGGUGAAGAAUAUUAAAGAUCAACAUGAGGAUAAGGAAGUAGUAAAUAAGAAAGGCCCUACUCUCUUAUAUGAUAACCUACCACCUAAGCUGCAUGAUCCGGGUAGUUUCACUAUUCAUUGCACGAUAAACGAAAAAUUUUUCGAUAGGGUUUUGUGCGAUUUAGGUGCUAGUGUUAACUUAAUGCCCUAUUCGUUAUAUGAGAGUUUAGGCUUGCAAGGACUUAAACCUUCCCCUAUUUCUCUUCAAUUGGCUGAUAGGACCUCUAGACUCCCUAAGGGUGUGGUUGAGGAUGUAUUAGUUAAGGUUGGUGAACUUGUUUUUCCUGUUGAUUUUGUUGUUAUGGACAUGAAAGAAGACCAUAAGAUCCCGAUUAUAUUUGGUCGUCCAUUCCUUGCCACAAGUCAAGCUGUAAUAGAUGUUCCUAAAGGAUAA